AUGGCUCCCACCGUCAUUGCGUUCGAUCUCUACGGAACGAUCCUAUCCACUGACUCCAUCGUCAAGACUCUGGCCGGUUUCUUUGGCGAUGAACAAGCCAAGACGAUUGCGACGCAAGCGCGGCGGUAUCAGCUGGAGUAUACAUGGCGCAUAAGCACCAUGGGCAGGUAUCGGUCGUUUAGUGAGUUGACUCGAUGGUCAUUCCGACAUGCGGCCGCAGAGCUCGGCGAGAAGCUGUCGCCCGAGCAAGAGGAGGCAGUCAUGAGUGCCUACGACGGCCUGGACGCCUUUCCCGAAGUCGAAGCAGCGCUCAACCUCGUCGCAAAGACCCCUUCCAUCGAAGCAUACGUCUUUUCCAACGGCACCGAGUCGAUGAUUGCUUCCUCGCUGAGCACUUCACCGUCACUGGCCAAGUCUUCCGGCUCCAACAUCUUCCCGGCGUCGCGGAUCGUCAGCGUUGACCCCUUGAAGGUGUUCAAGCCUGAUCGUCGGACGUAUGACCACUUUGCCAAGGUGGUGAAUCUGGAGUCUCAGAAUGAAAAGAUUUGGCUCGUCUCUUCGAAUCCUUUUGAUGUUGUUGGUGCGAGGGCGGCGGGUUGGAGGAGCGUUUGGGUGAAUCGGAAUGCUCAAGUGGGGUGGGUUGAUGGCUUGAGCGGUGCUGUUGGGUUGGAGCCGACGAUGAUCGUGAAGGGAGUGGAUGAGGCGGUUGAGAGAAUCAUUAAGAAUAAUAGGGAGUGA
Molecule: messenger RNA, 738 nt
Organism: Trichoderma citrinoviride
Lineage: Eukaryota; Fungi; Ascomycota; Sordariomycetes; Hypocreales; Hypocreaceae
Product: haloacid dehalogenase
Exons: 2
Coding region: 1-738 (245 amino acids)
Molecular function (GO): hydrolase activity, acting on halide bonds, in C-halide compounds
Source: RefSeq, a predicted model, not a curated record